Quercus lobata is the source of this 1306-nucleotide messenger RNA. It is a transcript of the gene SR, whose product is annotated as serine racemase. Gene Ontology annotation, biological process: D-serine biosynthetic process. The transcript has 7 exons. Gene Ontology annotation, molecular function: L-serine ammonia-lyase activity; ATP binding; D-serine ammonia-lyase activity. The coding region runs from base 158 to 1159 and encodes 333 amino acids. The record is from RefSeq and is a predicted model, not a curated record. Lineage: Eukaryota; Viridiplantae; Streptophyta; Magnoliopsida; Fagales; Fagaceae.
AAAAGAAUGAAACUAAAACUGAGAGUGGGAUGAUUGCAAGCCAACCAAAACUUGAAGAAAAAGGUUGUCUUGUCUAUUGGGAGAAACUGAGUUACUGAAGUUAUUUAACCUGUCUCCACAUAGAUUUAGAAUCAGUAAUUUUGUUGGUGGUAUAAAGAUGGAAGCAGAGAACGAAAUUAGGAGGGAAAAAUAUGUGGCUGAUAUUUCCUCCAUAAGAGAGGCUGAAGUACGCAUCAAGUCAUUCAUUCACAAAACUCCAGUUCUUUCCUCUGAAUCUCUGAAUGCUGUUUCAGGGAGACAGUUAUUUUUUAAAUGUGAAUGUUUCCAAAAGGGUGGAGCUUUCAAAUUCAGAGGUGCCUGCAAUGCUGUUUUUUCUCUUGAUAAUGAUGAAGCUGCUAAAGGGGUAGUAACACACAGCAGUGGUAACCAUGCUGCAGCAUUGUCUUUGGCUGCGAAACUACGGGGAAUCCCUGCGUAUAUUGUUAUUCCAAAUGGUGCUCCAAAAUGCAAAGUUGAGAAUGUCAUACGUUACGGUGGUCAGGUUAUCUGGAGUGAAGCCACAAUGCAGUCAAGGGAGAGUGUUGCAAGUAAGGUGUUGCAAGAAACUGGUGCAGUUCUUGUACAUCCAUAUAAUGAUUGGCGCAUUAUAAGUGGGCAGGGUACCAUAUCAUUGGAGUUUCUGGAGCAAGCCCCUCAAAUAGACACUCUAAUAGUUCCAAUAAGUGGAGGUGGUUUGAUAUCAGGGGUGGCAUUGGCUGCCAAGUCCAUCAACCCGGCCAUUCGAGUUUUGGCUGCAGAACCUAGGGGAGCUGAUGAUGCAGCUCGAUCCAAAGCAGCUGGCAGGAUAAUAACAUUGCCUGAGACCAACACUGUAGCUGAUGGGCUUCGAGCUUUUCUUGGCGAUUUUACCUGGCCCAUAGUGCGAGAUCUUGUUGAAGACAUCAUAACUGUGGAGGACAAUGAGAUAAUAGAAGCCAUGAAACUUUGUUACGAGAUAUUGAAGGUUGUAGUAGAACCUAGUGGAGUGAUAGGCCUUGCCGCUGUUUUAUCUGAUAGUUUCAAGAACAAUCCUGCUUUGAAGAAUUGCAGCAACAUAGGAAUUAUACUUUCAGGAGGUAAUGUUGAUCUGGGAAGACUAUGGGAUUCAUAUAGAAAAUGAAAGUCAUAUUCUAAUUUGGACUAACUCUUUCCCUAGAAACUUAUGUUUACCCUCUUGAUGAUGUAAUGAAAUUUAUGUUAACUUGUUAUGUAAUAUGUACUAUACACACCGGUGUCAUGAAAUAACCUCUGCAUUUACUUUCUUUUU